Molecule: messenger RNA, 1452 nt
Organism: Scomber scombrus (Atlantic mackerel)
Lineage: Eukaryota; Metazoa; Chordata; Actinopteri; Scombriformes; Scombridae
Gene: olfm2a
Product: olfactomedin 2a
Exons: 6
Coding region: 1-1452 (483 amino acids)
Biological process (GO): signal transduction
Source: RefSeq, a predicted model, not a curated record
AUGAGCGUUCCCAUGCUAAAGAUCGGGGCGGUGCUCAGCACCAUGGCCAUGGUGACCAACUGGAUGUCUCAGACUCUGCCCUCUCUGGUGGGACUCAACGGGACCACAAUCUCAAGAGGGGGCACCUCCGAGAGGAUUGUCAGCGCUCUGUACCCAAGCCCGGAGGAGGGCUGGCAGAUCUACAGCUCGGCACAGGACGCAGAUGGGAAGUGUAUCUGUACCGUGGUUGCACCAGCCCAGAACAUGUGUAACCGCGACCCACGCAGCAGACAGCUUCGCCAGCUCAUGGAGAAGGUUCAGAACAUUAGCCAGUCAAUGGAGGUGCUGGACCUGCGGACGUACAGAGAUCUACAGUAUGUAAGGAACACUGAGGGUCUCAUGAAAGUGGUAGACGGAAAGCUGAAGGUGGCCUCUGAAAAUCCCCGCAGUCUCAAUCCGAAGGGCUUUCAGGAGUUGAAAGACAAGGUGACCCAGCUGCUCCCCCUGCUGCCAGUGCUAGAACAGUACAAAGCCGAUGCCAAGAUGAUCUUGCGUCUUCGGGAGGAGGUGAGGAAUCUGUCCUUGGUGCUGAUGGCCAUCCAAGAAGAGAUGGGGGCUUACGAUUAUGAGGAACUGCGCCAAAGAGUCCUUCUGCUGGAGACCAGGCUCCACUCCUGCAUGCAGAAACUAGGCUGUGGGAAGCUCACUGGUGUCAGUAAUCCCAUCACAGUACGUGCAUCAGGGUCAAGAUUCGGCUCUUGGAUGACAGAUACAAUGAUCCCCAGCUCAGACAACAGAGUGUGGUCCAUGGAUGGUUACUUCAAGGGGCGUCGGGUCCUGGAAUACCGCACCAUGAAUGACUUUAUGAAGGGCCAGAACUUUGUGCAGCACUUGCUGCCCCAUCCCUGGGCAGGCACUGGCCACGUGGUUUACAACGGCUCACUGUACUAUAACAAGUACCAGAGUAACAUAAUCAUUAAGUACCAUUUUCGUUCUCGAAGUGUACUGGUGCAGCGCAGCCUGAGUGGGGCCGGCUAUAACAACACCUUUCCCUACUCCUGGGGUGGCGCUUCUGACAUCGACCUGAUGGCGGAUGAGAAUGGCCUGUGGGCUGUUUACACCACCAUCCCAAAUGCGGGGAACAUUGUCAUCAGCCGCCUGGAGCCCCAGAGUCUGGAAGUGCUGCAGACAUGGGACACAGGCUUCCCCAAGCGCAGUGCUGGAGAGUCAUUCAUGAUCUGUGGUACACUUUACGUCACCAACUCCCACCUGGCUGGAGCCAAGAUCUACUUUGCCUACUACACCAACACAUCAAGCUAUGAGUACACAGACAUCCCCUUCCACAAUCAAUACUCCCACAUUUCCAUGAUGGACUACAAUCCUAGGGAGAGGGUCCUGUACACCUGGAACAAUGGACAUCAGGUGCUCUACAAUGUCACACUGUUCCAGGUUAUUAAGACUUCUGGGGACUGA